AUGAGUGAGAAAUGGGGCUCAAACUCUUCAGAAAACUGGCGUAUUUGGAGUGUCAAUGACACAAAGCAUCAUCAAUACUCAGAUAGCAAUAUCACCUAUGUGAACUACUAUCUUCACAAGCCUCAAGUGGCAGCAGUCUACAUUAUUUCCUACUUCCUAAUCUUCUUCCUGUGCAUGGUGGGAAAUACAGUGGUUUGCUUUACUGUAAUGAGGAACAAACAUAUGCACACUGUCACUAAUCUCUUUAUCUUGAACCUGGCAAUAAGUGAUUUACUAGUUGGUAUAUUCUGUAUGCCUAUCACGCUGCUGGACAAUAUUAUAGCAGGAUGGCCAUUUGGAAACACAAUGUGCAAGAUCAGUGGAUUGGUCCAGGGAAUAUCAGUUGCAGCUUCAGUCUUUACUUUAGUUGCAAUAGCAGUGGACAGGUUCCGGUGUGUGGUCCACCCUUUUAAACCAAAGCUCAGUAUCAAGACAGCAUCCGUCAUUAUUGUGAUCAUAUGGGUCCUGGCCACCGCCAUUAUGUCCCCCUCUGCUAUAAUGUUGCAUGUACAAGAAGAAAAAUAUUACCGAGUGAGACUCAACUCUCAAAAUAAAACCAGCCCCAUCUACUGGUGCCGGGAAGACUGGCCAAAUCAGGAAAUGAGGAAGAUCUACACCACUGUGCUCUUUGCCAACAUCUAUCUGGCCCCGCUGUCCCUCAUUGUCAUCAUGUAUGGAAAGAUUGGAAUUUCACUCUUCAAGGUGACAGUGCCCCACACAGGCACCCAGAACCAGGAGCAGUGGCAUGUGGUAUCCAGGAAGAAGCAGAGGGUCAUUAAGAUGCUACUGAUAGUGGUCUUGCUCUUCAUUCUCUCCUGGCUGCCCCUGUGGACUCUGAUGAUGCUCUCAGACUACGCCCACCUGUCUCCCAGUGAACUGCAGGCCAUCAACAUCUACAUCUACCCUUUAGCACACUGGCUGGCCUUCUGCAACAGCAGCGUCAAUCCCAUUGUCUACGGUUUCUUCAAUGAGAAAUUUCGCCAUGGCUUCCAAGACGCUUUUCAGCUCCAGCUCUGCCAAAAAAGAGCAAAGCCCAAGGAACCCUACACCCUCAGAGCUAAAAACAAUGUAGUCAUAAAUACAGCUCGUCAGUUAGUCCAAGAACCUACAAUUCAAAAUCCACAUGAGGAAAAUUUGCUUUGUAGGAAAAGUGUUGAAAAGCCCAAGCAGGAAUUAAUGAGGGAAGAAUUAGGAAAAGCUACCAAUAGAAAUGAGAUUUUAAGAGAGGUAGUGUGAUGAUUUUAACUCCACUGUGUGUUAUAUAUUGAAUACUAUUGCUUUAUACUUCAAUUUUAAGAAUGUUCUAAAGAAAGCAUGUACUGAAAGCAAUCUGGAAAAAAAAGUAAACAAGAUGGUCUUACUAAGUUCAUAACCAGUCUUAUGGUGUAUGUGUACAGAGACUCAUAUAUAGAUUUGCCUGAAUAAAUCCAUUUCCUUGGAGUAAUUUUGAAAGCCUGACCUUGCCUACUGAGCUAUUUGUGUAUAAGUCAAGCAUGUAUAUUAUAUGUGUGUGUGUGUGUACACAUACAUAUGCCCAUUUUCCCCAAAUGGUGAAAAUGGGCAGUUCUUUGCAUAAGAGAUCAUUUUGUCAAUUCUGUCUUUGCUUUUGGACUUGAAAUUUUAGAUUACCGUAUUAUUUGUGCUUUUAAAAUGUAUUUAGUUUAGAAAUAAGAACUGCAAUAGCAAAUCAAGGGACACUGUAUUUCUUUGUAUUUAAUUUUCUUCUAAAGAGUACAGUUAAAGUUGAUAAAAAUUGUAGCAUUGUUUUGUAGGAGUUGUUGGCUUUUUAAUACUUUCAUAAAUGAAAUUUAUGCCCUAGCUGAACCCAUUUUUUUACAGAGAUAAUUUUAGCACUCCGACUUGAACCCCUUUUUAGUAAAAUCUUUGGCAGAAAAAAACAUGUCUUUUAAUAAUGUAGCAACUGGAGGCUCUCUUUUGAAAUGCUAAUCAGAAAUGUUCAAGAAUCAUCGUAAGAGUCCAAAAAGGCAUGCACAGAACCAGACCAAUAAUUCCAGAUGUCCUGUGGGCCCAACAUCCAUACCCAGUGCUCCUACUGGAUUAAUGAAUUAGUACUACUGUUAAAAAGAAAAUUGCAAAUCCCUGGAUUCUGCUAUGCCAAAAUUACAUAAUGUCAAUAAUUGUAAAUGCUAGCUUAUAUUCUAGGGUGAGAUAAGUCCCUAUAAAAUUGAGAAUUAUAAAAUAACUAG
This is a messenger RNA of Manis javanica (Malayan pangolin), 2246 nucleotides long. It is a transcript of the gene NPFFR2, whose product is annotated as neuropeptide FF receptor 2. Gene Ontology annotation, biological process: regulation of MAPK cascade; regulation of adenylate cyclase activity; G protein-coupled receptor signaling pathway. Gene Ontology annotation, molecular function: neuropeptide receptor activity; opioid receptor binding; peptide binding. NCBI's taxonomy places the organism in Eukaryota, Metazoa, Chordata, Mammalia, Pholidota, Manidae. Gene Ontology annotation, cellular component: plasma membrane. The record is from RefSeq and is a predicted model, not a curated record.